Messenger RNA from Osmia lignaria (orchard mason bee), 2439 nucleotides. RefSeq lists its product as uncharacterized. NCBI's taxonomy places the organism in Eukaryota, Metazoa, Arthropoda, Insecta, Hymenoptera, Megachilidae. The record is from RefSeq and is a predicted model, not a curated record.
UUCCUUUCAACUUAUAUACAAAGUACAAUAUUACUUUUAUAAAGAAGAUGAUUGAAAGUGACUUACAUUCUUACUAAACAAAAUGGAAUAUUGUAUUUGGUUAUUAUAAUGUUUUAUACCUUCUUCCUGGUACGAAGAAACAGGAAUGAAAAUAGAAUACAAAAGAAGAACUAUGAAGGGGUCAACAUUCUUCCUCGUUCUGGCGGCAGGAUUAGCGAACGCUCAAUUAAACUUUGAGGGUAAUCCACUGACUGAGAACACGGAAUACAAAGCCGAAGAAUCACGAUCUUCGGAAAAUACCGCAAGGCAGGAAACCACAGCAAAUGUGACGACUGUGGUCACGGAACAUUCCGUUCGGAAUGUCUAUCCGCUAGCCGAAUACGUUAAAAAUUCAUCGGAGAACAUUCUGAUGGAUCAUCAAAAGUUAACAGCUGAUCCAGAACAGAAAGAGAACUCUGUCGUUGUUCAAACAGCUCGACAACUAUCCUCGAAUACCUACAAUCCAGGGGCCACAUCCGUUAAUCCAGCAAUGGCAUUGAAUUCGUUUCUGAACUCUAAGACACCCGAAGAAUCGCGUCUGUCGUUGAAUCAUUAUUUGCAAAGCAGAGAAAUUUCUCAAAAUACUGCGGUUCAAGAGCAGACAACUGUACGAACAAUCAAUGACCAGCAACAAUUUAUGCCACGACUCGAUCAGCAAUCAGCUAUCGUAUCUCCGGUGAAUCAACAGCUGACCUCGCAAUUGAUGCAACAACGACAAAUGUUGCAAGCUUACCCUGUUAAUCAACAACAAUUCAACGAACAGAUGUAUAAUACUCCUGUGAAUCUUCAGGAUCUUCGUUCACCUCUGUCGAACACUGUAGCUACUUCUUUGAUGCAGCAACAAUUGUUGCAACCUUACGUAACCGGGUUGCAACCGAGAAACGACGUGUUCUAUCCUGCCGGAUGGCCUCAUCGCGUGAGAAGAGUACGUGGGAAACCAUUUCCCUAUGCACAAUCCAGAGGAGGCCCUGGAUUAUAUGGACCUCCUCCUCCAAUUCCCUUCAAGCAAAAAGGCCCACCUAUUGAGGUGAUCUACACGAAACCACCAGGAUUCCAUCGAGGACCACCAGCACCUCUCAGCAAUCCUCCAGUACCGUACGAGGAUGCCAGUGCCUGGUUCCCAGAAGCGCAUCAUCCACCAUCUAAAAAAGACGUAUAUUACUCUCAGCUCUAUGCCCAAUCCUACGAUCCUCACUAUUACAACUACAUCGCCAAAACGGGCAAGAUAAAGCCUCACCUGUACGGAAAGCUUGGCAAGUAUCGCGAAGAAGAGAGCGACGGAAUCUGGGCAGAAUUGUAUCGGGGUUUUAAGAAACACGGCCUGAAGAACAUCAUGACACCGACUUUUCUACUCGGUAUGACUUUACCUGUUGUCACUUUGAUGCUCACCGCUCUUGUGCAGAAGAGAUCAAUCUCGAGAUCCGAUUCGAGGGAGCUGUCGAAGGAGGACGCGAUUCAGGAAUACCUGGAACAAAUCCAAAGAGCCGUCGAAUGUUAUGAGAAGAAGAGGAGGAAGAGGGAGGCAAACGUAGACGGGUGUUAAUAUUAUCAGUCAGAUUCUUUCGAUUAACUUAUUAAACGUGAAAGGGUGAUUGAUAGAAGAGAGAAUGUAGAGUUAGGGAUGGGAUCAAGUUUCGGUACACGUUGACUUAGAAGUUAAGUCUCUUUUUGGAAGACUAGUUGGAUCCCAUCUCUAAUCGAGCGCACAAAUGCUGUACAUAUUUCGUGUAGUAUAAAUAAUAAUGAUAAUGUAACCAAUGGUUUAAAAAUAGAGAGUACUUUCUCUUGCGAUGCUUUCCUCGUAACCAACGACUUAUCAUGUGCGAUUAACUGUUUUAAGUUGUGGUAAAUAGCUCCGAGGUGUAUCGAUGAGAGUAGUAGGUGACAGUGAAAGAGUUGCUAUAUUGAUAGCGUCAGCGUGAGAAGCGAACUUUCACGGGUCAAUUACCUAUAACCCUGUUUGUAUAUCCACGUGCUGGUGGGUGUGCAGCUAGUGCAUUUAACCUGUUAACCAAGGGAAGACGAGUUAAUUCGUCGUUCGACUGAAAGGCACGCAGAGAGACUAAUAAGUAGCAUUCCAUUCAUUUUUAAUUAACACUUUAGAUAGAAUCUUCUUCGAAUUUUCAUUUAUAAUAUAAAAAAUGGACUAAUGAUUGGUGACAUUGGUGUUAAUUUUUUAUUAUUCGUUUCGAAAGUGAAAGAUGAAGAAAAUUCAUUAAACAAUGUACUAGUAAUGUUUCAUCCGUUCUCCGUGAAACUUUUACUUUUGCAGUAAACUACUUGACGACCUAAACUAGUACCGUCGAUCUACAUCGCGUUUGUAGUUCAAUUUUUGUUGUCUCUUUAUUAGAUGCAUGUACAAGCCAUAGUGGGAAAAAGUAAAACAUAGUUGAAACCUGA